Messenger RNA from Hippocampus zosterae (dwarf seahorse), 708 nucleotides. RefSeq names its product transcription factor BTF3-like. The transcript is spliced from 6 exons. Bases 89 to 577 code for a protein of 162 amino acids. The record is from RefSeq and is a predicted model, not a curated record. NCBI's taxonomy places the organism in Eukaryota, Metazoa, Chordata, Actinopteri, Syngnathiformes, Syngnathidae. Gene Ontology annotation, cellular component: cytosol; nascent polypeptide-associated complex.
GAGGUUUCCUGAAUGCGUCACUUCCGACUUUGGACCCUUUCUCCUAGCUUAUAUCAGUUGUGUGAGGCGCGUGUUUACAAACUCCCAGAUGAAGGAGGCCAUAAUGAACCAGGAGAAGCUUGCCAAACUGCAGGCGCAGGUCCGCAUAGGUGGCAAGGGUACGGCUCGCAGAAAGAAGAAGGUGUUGCACCGAACUGCGACAACGGAUGACAAGAAGCUGCAGUUCUCCCUCAAGAAGCUGGGAGUCAACAAUAUCUCUGGUAUUGAGGAGGUGAAUAUGUUCACAAACCAAGGCACAGUUAUCCACUUCAACAACCCAAAGGUGCAGGCAUCCCUAGCGGCCAACACCUUCACCAUCACGGGCCACGCCGAAAACAAACAGCUCACGGAGAUGCUCCCGGGAAUUCUAAACCAGCUGGGAGCGGAUAGUCUCACCAGUCUAAGGCGAUUAGCGGAGUCGCUGCCCAAGCCAACCGGGGAGAGCGAAGCACCUACGUUCGCAGCCGAAGAAGAGGAUGAUGAAGUUCCUGAUCUUGUGGAGAACUUCGACGAGGCUUCAAAGAAUGAGGCCAACUAACAUACCGACAAGCACAAACUCUGAACUCACCGCGGCAAGUUGAUUUGAGAUCAAAUGAGUAAAAGGUGGAGACUCCCUGUCUUCUACUACACAGCUCUCUGUCAUUCUGCAGUAAAGUAUUUAAUUCAGCA